UAUAGAGGGAGGAAGAGAUGUCAGACAGACAGAGAAGAGAGUGAGGAGGGAAAAAAAGCCUCUACGCAACACAUUCCACACACAUUUACACACACAUAUUCUUACACUGAAGACACACGCACACACUGUGAGUACAGACUGGUUUAAUCUCUCUAUAUCCUCCAAAGAGGAACCGUCCUCGUCGUCAACACUUCCUCACUGACAGAUGGAGAAACAGGCCGGAGCUGCCGGAGCUGCGGACGGAGCAGGGCCGAGCAGAAAGCCCUGGAGCUCGGCUAACUACGUAGAAGCGGUCGCUGAAUCUCUGGACAGUUCAUCAGGUUCUCAUGUAGAGUGGUGUAAACAGCUGAUAGCAGCUACCAUCUCCAGUCAGAUCUCAGGAUCAGUCCCACCUGACAUCAGCAACAGGGAUAACAAGGAUGGAAGAAGACCAGAUUUCUUGGUGUCCAAGAGGCUGAAUUCCAGGCAGGAUUUACAUGAUGAAGGGCAUUGUUACCAUGGAGACAGUGAUUCUGAGCAUCCUUCCAAUGCUUCGAACCUUCCAGCUCUGAGAUAUGGGUCACAAGUCAGAAUGUUCCCAAACCAGGUUCCUCUGCUGCCUGGAGAGACCCUCCAGACCACAGUGAAGGAUGUGAUGUAUAUCUGUCCGUUCAGUGGUCUAGUUAACGGGACUCUGACCAUCACAGACUAUAAGCUCUACUUCACCAGUGUGGAAAGGGAGGCGCCGUUCAUUCUCGAUGUUAACCUGGGAGCCAUCAGCAGACUGGAGACCAUCAGUGUAACCACACAAGGAGAGAACACCAAGGGACUUGAGCUGGUCUGCAAGGAUAUGAGGAGUCCCAGGUUUGCCUAUAAACGAGAGGAGAGCCACCCAGAUGUGGUGGAGGCUGUCACCAAACAUGCCUUCCCACUCUCCCACAACCUGCCUCUGUUUGCCUUUCUGUACAAGGAGAAGUUUCCUGUGGAUGGCUGGAAGGUGUACGACGCUACAGCCGAGUACAGGCGUCAGGGUCUUCCUAAUGAGAGCUGGACCAUCAGUAAGAUUAACAGCAGCUAUGAACUGUGUGACACUUAUCCCUCCGUCCUGGUCGUCCCCACCAACAUAACAGACGACGACAUCAAACAAGUGGCCAUGUUCAGAGCCAAGCACCGUAUACCGGUCUUGUCCUGGAUCCACCCAGAGUCUCAGGCCACCAUCGUACGAUGCAGCCAGCCUUUAGUUGGACCUUCAGAUCGUCGCUGUAAGGAGGAUGAACACUUCCUCCAAAUCAUCAUGGAUGCAAACGCACAGUCACACAAACUCACCAUCUUUGAUGCCCGGCAGAGUAGUGUAGCAGUCACCAACAAGGCGAAGGAUGGAGGGUAUGAGAGCGAGAGCUUCUACUCAAGCGUGGAGCUGAACUUUCUGGAAAUCCCCAACAUACAUGUGAUGAGGGAGUCGCUGCGGAAGCUGAAGGAUGUGGUUUAUCCCACCAUAGAUGAAGCCCACUGGCACUCUGCUAUUGACCAGACACACUGGCUGGAGUACAUCCGGCUGUUGUUAGCCGGAGCAGCUAAAGUAGCAGAUAAGCUGGAGUCCGGGAAGUCGUCGGUGGUGGUUCACUGCAGUGACGGCUGGGACAGAACGGCUCAGCUCACCUCUCUGGCCAUGCUGAUGCUGGACAGCUACUACCGCACUCUCAGAGGAUUCCAGGUUCUGGUGGAGAAGGAGUGGAUCAGUUUUGGACACAAGUUUGCUGCACGCGUGGGUCACGGUGAUGAGAACCACGCUAACUCGGAGCGCUCCCCACUCUUCGUCCAGUUCAUGGACUGUGUUUGGCAGAUGACGCGACAGUUCCCAGCAGCCUUUGAGUUCAACGAGCUGUUCCUGAUCACAGUGUUGGACCACCUCUACAGCUGUCUCUUUGGUACAUUCCUUUAUAACAGUGAGGAGGAGAGAGCAGCCAAGGAGGUGCAGACCAACACCGUGUCUCUGUGGUCCUACAUAAACAGUCAACCUGAGGACUUCACCAACCCUUUCUAUGUGGACUACGAGCACCAUGUUCUGUAUCCUCUGGUUUCCUGCCGACACCUGGAGCUGUGGACCAGUUACUACGCCCGCUGGAACCCUCGCAUGAGACCGCAGGUGCCAGUGCACCAGACCCUGAAGGAGCUGCUGUUCCUCAGAGCUGAACUGCAGAGGAGAGUGGACGAGCUGCAGAGAGAGACGUCGUCCCACUCCCUGUCCUCCACUGAACACUCUCCUGCCAACACACACGCUGCAGGGACGCCUCUACACACUGCCGUCUGAGACACACACACACACACACACACUGUCUGUCACUCCCCCGUUUUUAUCACUAAAUUACAACAUUUACAAUAAAAGGAGAGGUUUGUUACAUUUAUAUUAAGAUUCCAAAGUAAAAGUAUUAAAAGCAGAGUCUGACAUGAGCAACAGUGAUGUACAGUAUCUGUGCUUCUUAUUUAUAUUAUUAAAAGUCAGCACAGACACUGAGCUCAGUGAAGGAAAAAAAAACCAGUGUGAAUGUUUUACAUCAAAGUCUCAGGGCUCUUUUAUUUUGUAACUCUGCAGGAAGCUGAGGCUCACGUCGGCGGUUAAAGAACUCGGUCACACAUAUGUGAAUGCAGCCGAGGGGACUUCCUGUCUGCCUCCUGUGUGAGGGAGGGGGAAGCUCAUCUUACAUUUGGUGAUGCUUUGACUUAAGGCUGCACAGAAUGGCUUAUAAAUAAUAUCUGGAUAUUCUUAGGACUCGUGAAAGUUUUCUUUUGAGAUGUUUGUGCUUCUCUGCUGUUGUAAUGGACAGAGAAAUGUGUGUAAAAUAACUGUUGGCAUACAUUAGGCUCAAAGAAGAAGCAGUGAAAGGGUGAACAUUAAUGAUCAACAACACGAAAAAGAGGAAAAUCCAGUUGCACACCUUCUUUUCUUCUGUGUCUGAAAAGAGUCCCGGUAAGUUGGUGAUUAAAGACGUCCACACAUCGUUAGCUCAAGCUUCAUGUCGUGCACUCACGUAUGUGUGUCAGAGUCACAGCUGUCUUCUACACUGUAGUUGUUGUUUUUAUUUCAUUCUUUAUUCUUCAAACAAAGCAAAUACAAACACAUCCCACAAUCUGAAUGAGAAGAAUGAUGAUGUUACAGUAUUUCGUGAGGGUUCCUCCCACUGAAACCCUCCCAGUAUUCCACAGGAGGACUUUUUUUCUUUUACUUCAUUCUCAUCCCUCACUGAUUUCCCACGAGUGUUGCAUGGAGCGACAAACAGGAAGUGACCUCAUCGUCCUCCUCUCCGUCACUGCUCCUCUGUAUUUAUCAUCAUGUUGCCUUUAUGUGUCAAAAUGUCCCUUGUUGUUCUGUUACUGCCAAACCACUUAAUAUAUAUUUGUAAUGUAAAUCACUGUGUACUUGUGGAAGCGUUGUGAGAGUGCUGAGUUGUGUCUUCUUAUGUCAAUAACUUGUCUAAUUAUGUUCCAUUGAAGUGAUAGUUUGGGUUUUUUGGAGUGCAAUUGUGUGAGGAAGAGAAACUCAAUAAACCACCGUUCUUAGAAGAUCUACAUCCACUUAAGUUGAAGCUGCCUGUUGGCAACUGAAGUUUGUGUCUGUGUGGAAACUGCUCACUCUCCCACACCAAAGUCCAUCGAGAAAAUCUGAGAGUUCACAUCCACGGCACACAGGAGUUGUUGAUCCUCUGCUGCCUCCAUCACUAAGUUCAAUUGGUCAUUUUUGUGACUUCUGAGUUUGAAACAGUUGUUCACAGGUUUCUUUUUCCACAGACUUUGGUGUGAGAGAGUAACGCCUGCCCCACACCAGAGGAUUUUUACAUCUGAUGUGAUUUUAAAAAUGUAAACACAAUGCAUUCGUAACCGACGUUCAAUGUUUGAUUCCUGAGAACGCACAGACGAGACGAUGCAGGAUUGUCGUUACGGUUACGGUUCUACACAAGUAUGGAACAUCCGUUUCCCGCUCAACUGACUGUCAUUGGUCACUGGUCGUUGUUCUGUCGUACAUAUCCAACACAUUUAAUACUAACGAUUUGAAAUCAGGAAGACUGAUGCGUCCGAUGAUGUUAAAAUCACGUCUGUUAACCCCUCGCACUACAGGCUAAAACUAGAUCAUCGGUUCAAAUCAGCCUAAAAUCGGAAGACGCCCACGAUUGUGGGAGGGGCCAGAUCAGGACCAAAAUUUGGCCAAUUGUCCUCAAGUGUGGGUCAGGCUUUAGUUCCCAGGCUGUGAAGUGGUGAGAUACAGUAGAGAACAUAUUUUUUUCCUUGCAUGACUUCCACAUACAGAAAACCCAGAACUAUCCCUUUAAGCUCUAAUGAGCAAUAACCACUUCUCACAUUCCAUUUUAAAAGAAAAAAGGAAAAGAAAAUCA
This is a messenger RNA of Solea solea (common sole), 4367 nucleotides long. RefSeq names its product myotubularin related protein 1a (gene mtmr1a). Bases 206 to 2290 code for a protein of 694 amino acids. Gene Ontology annotation, biological process: dephosphorylation. The record is from RefSeq and is a predicted model, not a curated record. NCBI's taxonomy places the organism in Eukaryota, Metazoa, Chordata, Actinopteri, Pleuronectiformes, Soleidae. Gene Ontology annotation, molecular function: phosphatidylinositol-3,5-bisphosphate 3-phosphatase activity. The transcript is spliced from 20 exons.